CACUUUUUGUUUGUUUUGUGCUCUUGUGCCAGAUAAUGAUGGCCUGCGACUGUAAUGCACUCAAAUUAUAUAAGAGUUCACUGCCCAGAUGAUUUUCUUAAUGUUGAAUGCAAGGCCCAAACUCAACGCCCCUGUUCUUUUAUAAAGCACCAUCCCAAAGGGACCUUUUGGGGCAUGCAAUAAAAGACCUCAGUACUUAAUUUAGAUUUGUUCCCUGCAGUGGAACUCAAUGUGUACCUCCAAAGCUCCCUUGUUCCUGCUAUGGAAACACAUAACAGCUUUAGAUUUGUUCUCCCCUGGUAUGCAGAAAGUCAUUAUCACCAUUUAACACCACGCAAGACGUUCUCUGUUUGUACCAUUUGACUGUUUGUAUACAGUUGAACUGUGUCCAUCCCAGCCCUCCCCUCUCCUCGCCUAUUGUGACCUCAUUGGGGACAGACAGAGUCCCUCUCUUUUACCCCUCAGGACCUUUGUCGUCAACCAACAGACCAAUCAAUGCACAGCGACAUUAAAUAACUCCACAUGCAGUCACAGAGCACUCACUGAACACAGAGAGCUAAUUUUGGAGCCGUGCAGCAUUCAGACAAACCACCUGCCCCCGUCUCUCACUGCUGCAGACUGCUGGUGGUGUGGAGACGUUGGACACGGGACAGGCAGGAGCAGUGUGCUGGGGGUCUGUCGGAGGAGCACUGGGAGAAUGUCAGGGAGCAAGCCGCUACCGAACCUGCCUCUCAUUAAAGAACUAGAGCUCAUCUUGGAUUCCUGCACACUAGAGCUCACACCAGUGGAUGAAGUCUGGCCCAACCUGUACAUAGGAAAUGUGGCCGUUGCACAGAAUAGAAAGACAUUACAAAAGCUUGGCAUCACUCAUGUCCUGAACGCAGCACACUCCAAACAAGGCAGCAUCGGCGACCAGAGUUUUUACGGGAACACCUGUAUUUACCUUGGCAUCCCGGCAGAGGAUUCAGAUCACUUUGACCUCAGUCAGUACUUCAAACUUGCAGCUGACUUUAUACACAAAGCGCUGAGGAGCAAAGACGGUAAAGUGCUCGUGCAUUGCAUCAUGGGUGUGAGUCGAUCAGCCACUCUGGUCCUGGUAUUCUUGAUGCUUCGGCAGCGUCUCCCUCUAAGAGACGCUCUGAGGCAAGUCGUCCAAAAACGAGCCAUUUACCCAAACCGGAACUUUCUGUCUCUCCUCCUCAAGCUGGAUGAACAGCUGGCUCUCAAACGGAGGUUGUGUCCUCUUCUCUGACGUCUGACUUUCACCUCCUCCAAGCCCCAUCAUUAUUAUUUUUUCACCUCAUGAACUCUCUUUCUUUCCGAUGGGUUACACUCCUCUUACAUAGCGUAGACAA
Messenger RNA from Labrus mixtus (cuckoo wrasse), 1355 nucleotides. Its product is annotated as dual specificity protein phosphatase family protein. Gene Ontology annotation, biological process: negative regulation of MAPK cascade; protein dephosphorylation. The coding region runs from base 698 to 1252 and encodes 184 amino acids. The record is from RefSeq and is a predicted model, not a curated record. The transcript has 3 exons. Gene Ontology annotation, molecular function: protein tyrosine/serine/threonine phosphatase activity; MAP kinase phosphatase activity. NCBI's taxonomy places the organism in Eukaryota, Metazoa, Chordata, Actinopteri, Labriformes, Labridae. Gene Ontology annotation, cellular component: cytoplasm.